Messenger RNA from Hippopotamus amphibius kiboko, 620 nucleotides. Its product is annotated as small integral membrane protein 10-like protein 2A. The transcript has a single exon. NCBI's taxonomy places the organism in Eukaryota, Metazoa, Chordata, Mammalia, Artiodactyla, Hippopotamidae. The coding region runs from base 86 to 322 and encodes 78 amino acids. The record is from RefSeq and is a predicted model, not a curated record.
UGCUGGCAGGCGGCUCAAGGCCUCGCGUCCACCUGCCCGCCCGCUCCCGCUGCAGUCUGUCCCGGGUCUGCGCCGGCCCUGGCCCAUGGCGGCGUCAGCGGCCCUGUCCGCAGCGGCGGCGGCGGCGGCCCUGUCGGGCCUGGCGGUGCGGCUGUCGCGCUCGGCCGCGGCCCGCGGCUCGUACGGCGCCUUCUGCAAGGGGCUCACGCGCACGCUGAUCACCUUCUUCGACCUGGCCUGGCGGCUGCGCAUGAACUUCCCCUACUUCUACAUCGUGGCCUCGGUGAUGCUCAACGUCCGCCUGCAGGUGCGGAUCGAGUGAGCAUCCGCGGCAACCUCAGCCCGGCCGCGACGGCAGGGGCACCAGCAUGAAGGACCGCGGGGCCCGGGGCCGCCGGCACUCCGCGGGGGAAGGAGGAGGGGCGGCCCGCGCCCCCGGGCCCUAGAUCUGCGCGGAGGACCGAGCCCCGUGCCCCCGCUCCUGCCACCCUUGACGCGGCCAGUGCUGAACUGCACAGAAGCUCGUGAAACGGGCCCUUUCCAUCGAACUCGAGAAAAUUAUUUGCCUGCGGCCGACCUGUUGCCUCACCUUGGCCGAAGCGGGGAGCAGAAGGAAGAAA